GUGUCGAACCUGAUUGGCUUCUGAAUCGACCAAUGCCACAAUUUAGGAGUUAGAUACGAUGCCGUCAUUUGCAGGUAUCCAAUUACAAGUUCUAAAAAUUGCAAUAAUUAGCAGCUUGUUCUUUCAACUGUUUUCCUACCCAUUGAUCUUAAAAUAUUAACAAACUUUAAUAACUUAAAGUGAACUUGCUGUAGAAUAAGUCAGCUUUUCUACAAAAGUAAACAACUAAACUUGUUUUAAGAUGUUUCUGUAAAUAAAUAAAUGUCUGAAUACUAUUCAUGAAGUACAGAAUUAGCAUUAAUAGCUAUGAGUUUAUUCAAGAAAAAUGCUUGGUAUCAUCUUCUCAAAAUUUUUAGUUGGUUUAUAGUAUUCUACUGCAUAAAUGGUAUAGUUAUCAAUGCACUACCUGAAGUAUCAAAAUAUACGUCAGACUACGAAGGAUUAGCAGAAUUCUCUAUGAAUAUAGAAGAAGCUAAGAAUGAGACAGAUAGCAGUGAUGGUUUCUUUGGAACUGUUUCCAAGAACAUUAAAAAAUAUUAUGGAAUUUUUACAAAAAGUUUGCAAGCAGACUUAUGGUUAGCAGUGAGCAUCACUUUUGUUUUAGUAUUUUUAGCAUGCCUUGCAGUUUAUACGCUUGUUAAUGGUGUACAAGUUCUUGCCGAUUUAUGUAAAUGCUUCGGAAGACGAGGAAUUGUGGAAUAAAUGUUCAAAUAUUUAUGAUGGAAAUAAUGCUUUAUUCACGGAAAACAUAUCCAUAUUUUUUUUCUAUUCCUGAAAACGGAAUGUUUGCAAGGCAAAUAUUUUUUGAAUGUGUUCUACUUGUAAAUUCAUUUUUGGAUAAGUGCAUAUUAUUCUUUUAUAUAUGAAUUCUGCAUUGUAUUUACUUUCAUAUAUAGAAAAGUUGUAAAAUUUGUUAUAUAAUAAAUAUUUCUGUGAGAGCA
Molecule: messenger RNA, 941 nt
Organism: Parasteatoda tepidariorum (common house spider)
Lineage: Eukaryota; Metazoa; Arthropoda; Arachnida; Araneae; Theridiidae
Source: RefSeq, a predicted model, not a curated record